AUACAAGGGCUCUUUUACCAAGGACCCGCCAACAUGGGCCGCGUUCGCACCAAAACCAUGAAGAAGGUGACCCGGGUCAUCAUUGAGGAGUACUACACGCGCCUGGAUAAUGACUUCCACACCAACAAGCGUGUGUGCGAGGAGAUAGCCAUUAUUCCCAGUAAGAAGCUCCGCAGCAAGAUCACAGGCUAUGUCACACAUCUGAUGAAGUGGAUUCAGAGAGGCCCAGUGAGAGGUAUCUCCAUCAAGCUGCAGGAGGAGGAGAGGGAGAGGAGAGAUAAUUACGUGCCUGAGGUCUCAGCCCUGGAUCAGGAGAUCAUUGAAGUAGAUCCAGACACUAAGGAAAUGCUGAAGCUCUUGGACUUUGGCAAUCUGUCCAACCUGCAGGUCACCCAGCCUACAGUUGGGAUGAAUUUCAAAACACCACGUGGAGCCGUUUGAAUCUUUCUGCUGUGCUGUAAUAUUUUCAAUAAACCUCAGACAACAACAAAAAAAAAAAAAAAAAAAAGAAGAAAAGAAAUACAAGGAAUCCAAAUUGGAAAAGGAGAAGUUAAACUGUCACUGUUCGCAGAUGACAUGAUAUUAUACAUAGAAAAUCCUAAAGAUGCCACAGAAAACUACUUGAGCUAAUCAAUGAAUUUGAUCAUGUUGCAGGAUACAAAAUUAACACACAGAAAUCUCUUGCAUUUCUAUACGCUAACAGUGAAAAAUCAGAGAGAGAAAUUAAGGAAACAAUCCCAUUCA
Hippopotamus amphibius kiboko is the source of this 744-nucleotide messenger RNA. RefSeq names its product 40S ribosomal protein S17-like. The record is from RefSeq and is a predicted model, not a curated record. Lineage: Eukaryota; Metazoa; Chordata; Mammalia; Artiodactyla; Hippopotamidae. The transcript has a single exon. Gene Ontology annotation, cellular component: ribosome. Gene Ontology annotation, molecular function: structural constituent of ribosome. Gene Ontology annotation, biological process: translation. The coding region runs from base 34 to 441 and encodes 135 amino acids.